Drosophila hydei is the source of this 611-nucleotide messenger RNA. RefSeq lists its product as uncharacterized. The record is from RefSeq and is a predicted model, not a curated record. Bases 171 to 611 code for a protein of 146 amino acids. Lineage: Eukaryota; Metazoa; Arthropoda; Insecta; Diptera; Drosophilidae. The transcript has 2 exons.
ACACGCACCCACGCAUAGACACAGUCGUAGCUUUGUGAUUGCUGUCGAAACAUUUAACAAGAUUUGUAACAGACGCAAAAUUGGGUUUUGCCCAGGCUAACAAACCAAGCCACAGAUUUUUCUCGUUUUUGUUGAACAACAGCGACACUCGACGAGCAACUCGAUCAAUUAUGGAAAGCCAAAAGAGCCAAAGCCACAAUCAUCGUCGCGGCGCUCGACCCAGCGUUGGCUACUUGCUGUUCCAGUAUCAGAGCGAGCUGACGCGCCGGCAUGCGGAGCCGACGCGGCUCUCCCGCUGCAAGAUACACAUAAUCGAUGGCCUCGUCUCGCGUACGAUACGCCAGCUGAAGCACUGCAGCGUCGAGGAGCUGCAGGCCUGCAAGCGGGAGCUCGUCUACAAGGAGCAGCUGCGAGACGAGCUGCGCAGCAUGCGGCGCAGAAAGAACUCCAGCUCUCGUUCCAGUUCCAGUUCCCGUUCAAGUUCCAGUUCUAGUUUGAGCAGCAGUUCCGAAUCUGCUGCGCCCUCUGUCAAGGCGCCCAGCACACCGCCCAAGCCGCGCGCCGCACAAUCCACAAAGGUUGCGAUCUUUGGACCCGAAAUCUUUGUCUAA